Molecule: messenger RNA, 541 nt
Organism: Parasteatoda tepidariorum (common house spider)
Lineage: Eukaryota; Metazoa; Arthropoda; Arachnida; Araneae; Theridiidae
Source: RefSeq, a predicted model, not a curated record
UGAUAAUAAGCCUCUUUUUUUCCAUUAAGCUGUACAAGGAAGUGUGGAGCAUGGGACCCAGAGUAAAUUAUCUCUCAUAUAUGAACACAAUCUACAAAGGCAUGCAUUUUCCCUUACCAUUGGACGUUUUGGUGGGAUUCAAGGAAAAGACAUGAUAUGCAUUUACUGCUUAGAUGGGACUCUUUGUUUUUUUGAACAAGAAAGAUUUUCAUUCAGUCGAUAUCUUCCUAAUAGUUUAUUACCCGGACCAACCAGUUACAUACUCAAAACAGAUUCUUUUAUUACAGUAAAUGGAUUUUCUGUUGAAAGUUACAGAUUCCAGGCAUUAGCUUCUGCAACAGAUGACUCAAAUGAAAAUGAGUCCUCUGGAUUCAAAGGAAAAAAAGUCAAACCUGAAUGGACCUAUGUUUUGGAAGAUACUGCAUUAGACAUUGCUGUAGUUGAAGACAAGGCAUCUUCUUGUCUGUUAAUUUUAGGUAAUUCAUUGUUUACUUUCAUAUAAAAGCUAUGUUUUUAAAUUUUAAAGCCUUGGUAAAGCAGU